AUGGAGCGCAUCCAGCAUGAGAUAGCGAAGACAGACCCCGACGUCCCCUUCCGCGCCUUGACAACCCACAUCCACUACACCUGGGCCAAGACCUUCUCCAGCCGUCCAGAACUCUAUAUCAAACCCCAAACCCUCCAGGAAGUCCAAAAGGUUAUCAACCUUGCGCGAAAAUGCCGAAGGCGCAUAGUAGUCGUAGGCUGUGGACACAGCCCCAGCAUCCUCACCUGCACAUCGUCCUGGAUGGUCAACCUGGACGACUAUAGUAAGGUGCUGAAAGUGGAUAAGGCGAAGAAGACCUUGCUUGUGGAGGGAGGUAUUAGGUUAAGGAAGUUGAACGAAGAGGCGAACAGACAUGGUAUGACUAUGCCGAAUCUGGGCAGUAUUGACGAGCAGAGUAUCGUGGGAGCCAUCUCGACGGCGACGCAUGGGAGCACGCUCAAGCAUGGUCUGAUGUCCGAGUCGGUGAAGAGUCUGAGGAUCGUGCUAGCGAACGGGCAGGCUGUACGAUGUUCGGCGGAGCAGAACCAGGAGCUGUUCAGAGCAGCGCUGGUCUCGUUGGGCGCAUUGGGGAUUAUUGUGGAAGUGGAGUUCGAGAUGACGGAUGCGUGCAAUAUCGAGUGGACGCAGACGUUGGAGCCGUUGAGCAAGAUCUUGAAUACAUGGGAGACGACGCUCUGGACACAGAAGGAGUUCACGAGGGUGUGGUGGAUGCCGUACAUGAAGCGUGCGAUUGUUUGGUCGGCCGAGGAGACGGAAAAGCCUGAGCGUGCACCAGAGAGUAAUUUCUACGGUGGCGCUCUUGGGUUUCAUACGUAUCACAACUUGCUGUGGUUGUCGAACUAUAUCCCGUCGAUCCUGCCGUGGGUGGAGUGGUUCGUUUUUGGGAUGCAGUAUGGAUGGCAGACCGGCGUUACGACUUCUGCGGUCGAGCCACUUCGGUCUGGACUGCUGAUGAACUGUCUUUACUCACAGUUUGUGAACGAAUGGGCUCUGGACUUGGCCAAAGGUCCGGAAGCUAUCAAUCGUCUCUCCGCUUGGAUCAAUCGUGAAGGCGACAACGGGCGAAUACCGUUCGACAACGGAGGUCUGUACGUCCAUUGCCCGAUCGAGGUCCGCGUUUCGGAUACCUCGAGACACGAGCCACGACCAUUUCUUGACAAUACUUAUGCUCACGGGCCGACAUUAUACCUGAACGCCACGCUGUACCGUCCUUAUCUCAAGGACCCUCCAUGCCAUUACAGGUACUAUGAAGCUUUCGAAUGGCUGAUGCGAGAGCUAGAUGCUAAACCGCAUUAUGCUAAAAACUUCCAAUUUACAGGCAGCGAGUAUAUGACGAAGGCUUUUGGAGAGAAUCUGCAAAAGUGGACACAGGUCAGAAACGAAGCUGAUCCCGAGGGUAUGUUCUUGGGCGAGUGGCAUCGUCAAACGCUUGGUCUGGGAGAGGAGAAGGCUUUUGCCCUUAGCGAGCAAGAGAAUGAUAGGAAGCCGUUUAAACCUGGUAGCUGCAUUCUCUGGUCUGGCUCACUCUCUUCGGCUCCCGCAACAUCAUCAAUCGUGAAUGAGAAGGAACCUGGUCCUACUCAGAUGCGGGCUGCGCCCGAUAGUCCUAGUGCUUCGAGCAGUGGCGAGAGCUUCGAUAUGAUGCAUGGUUCUGAGGCGGAAAAGAGUAUCUUGUAUAACGGUGACGAGGAAGACGAUGACGGAGAUGAGACAGAUAGGGAUGAGAAGAGGUAUCACGGGCGUCCGACAAGUGGUUUAGAUGGGACGAGACCAUUUGAUAAGAUGUAG
Messenger RNA from Recurvomyces mirabilis, 1788 nucleotides. It is a transcript of the gene ALO1, whose product is annotated as D-arabinono-1,4-lactone oxidase. Gene Ontology annotation, cellular component: membrane; mitochondrion. The record is from RefSeq and is a predicted model, not a curated record. The coding region runs from base 1 to 1788 and encodes 595 amino acids. Lineage: Eukaryota; Fungi; Ascomycota; Dothideomycetes; Mycosphaerellales; Teratosphaeriaceae. Gene Ontology annotation, molecular function: D-arabinono-1,4-lactone oxidase activity; FAD binding. The transcript has a single exon.